This is a messenger RNA of Benincasa hispida (wax gourd), 3002 nucleotides long. Its product is annotated as putative protein FAR1-RELATED SEQUENCE 10. Gene Ontology annotation, molecular function: zinc ion binding. Lineage: Eukaryota; Viridiplantae; Streptophyta; Magnoliopsida; Cucurbitales; Cucurbitaceae. Gene Ontology annotation, biological process: regulation of DNA-templated transcription. The record is from RefSeq and is a predicted model, not a curated record.
GUUUCCACUGUUCGGUGUAAAUCAUCUCAUUCUCGAGGAGCAAAGGAAAAAACCAGAGAUGGAACUUGGAAGAGAAACAACACAAGUCAGCCGGUGGGAUUUGAACUGAACAGAAAUGACGGCUUAAUCCGCACAUCCGUCAUCUAUGGUACGUAAAUCUUUCUGGGUUCAUAGCUUUGAGCUCAAUUCUGCUUUAAACCCACUAAAAUUCACGCUUCUUUGUCUCUUGGACGUAAAUUCUUGUCAUGUCUGCAACUGCAAAUGAGGGUCAUCAAUAGAUUUAAGUUUUGCGCUCUGAAUUCCAUCUUAGUCUUAAGAAAUUUGAUGUAUCAUUACAGUUUUUAGCCACCGUUUGCCAAUGACAUCCAUACCGUCGAAAAACGUAUGGAUUCGACGGCAACAAUGCCCUUGUGGGGAUUGGAAAUGCUAUGUUUCGUACGAUGGAGAGGGCGAAGAAACUUCUAUGGCAGCCCAGUUAGUUAAGUCCGAAAGGGUAUCAUCUGAAGCUAUGGUUGCUCCUUAUGUGGGUAUGGUGUUUAAGAGUGACAAUGACGCGUUUGAGUAUUAUGGGAAUUUCGCUAGGAAGAAUGGGUUUUCCAUCAGGAAAGAGCGAUCGAGACUUAGCCCACAAUUGGGUGUUUAUAAACGAGACUUUGUUUGUUAUCGUUCAGGAUUUGCACCUGCUAAGAAAAAGCCCAUGGGGGAACAUCAUAGAGAUAGGAAAUCAGUGCGUUGUGGGUGUGAUGCUAAGAUGUAUUUGUCGAAGGAAGUUAGUGAAGGAGUUGCACAAUGGUUUGUAGUGCAAUUCAGCAAUGUACAUAACCAUGAACUUCUUGAAGAUGACCAAGUUCGUCUCCUUCCUGCAUAUCGCAAAAUUCACGAGGCCGACCAAGAGCGCAUACUUCUGCUUUCCAAAGCCGGGUUUCCUAUUCAUCGUAUAGUGAAGGUAUUGGAAUUGGAAAAGGGCAUUCAUGGUGGCCAAUUACCUUUUUUGGAGAGAGAUGUCAGAAACUUUGUUCAAAAUCGUAAGAAGAUUGUUCAAGAACAUGAUGCAAUGCUAAACGAAAAACGGGAGAUUGAUACAAUGGAGCUUCUAGAGGCUUGCAAAGCCACAAAAGAAUCGGAUGAAGAGUUUGUAUAUGACUUUACGGUUGAUGCAAAUGAUAAAGUUGAACACGUUGCUUGGUCAUAUGGGGACUCUAUUAAUGCUUAUGGCAUGUUUGGGGAUGUAGUCUAUUUUGACACUACUUAUUCUUCAAUCACAUAUGGGUUACUAUUAGGAGUGUGGCUUGGCAUUGAUAACCAUGGUAGGACUAUUUUCUUUGGUUGUGUUUUGUUGCAAGAUGAAACGUCUCGUUCAUUUGCGUGGGCUUUGCAGACCUUUAUUCGUUUCAUGAGAGGAGCAUUCCCACAGACAAUUUUGACUGAUCUUGAUCCAGGGCUUAGAGAUGCCGUAAGAAGUGAAUUACCUGGCACAAAGCACAUAAUUUCCAGAUGGAAUAUUUUGUCAAAGGUAUCUAGUUGGUUUUCUCUUCCUCUUGGAUCUCGUUAUGCAGAGUUCAAAUCCGAAUUUGAUUUGCUGUAUUCUGUGGAGAGUUCAGAUGAUUUUGAAAUUCGAUGGGAUCAGAUGGUAUCAAUGUUUGGCCUCGUUUCAGACAAGCACAUUGAUUUACUAUUUUCUUUCCGGGAAUACUGGGUACCAUCAUACAUAAGAGGGUAUCUUUUAGCUCAAAUGGCAACAUCGGCCUAUUUCAAGGCUGUCGAUACUUUCUUGAAAGGAAUUUUUAGUGCACAGGCGUGUUUACGUAGCUUUUUUGAACAGGUUGGUAUUUCAGCCAACUUCCAGAGCCAUGAGCAUCAGGAGAUGCAGUAUUUGCAACAUGAAUUAGUGUUGGCCAUGCAGUAUGCUGCAUCUGAAAUGGCGGAUGGAUCGUACCUCAUACACCACUUCAAGAAGAUGGAUGGAGAGCGUCUUGUGAUGUGGAUUGCAGACAGCGAACAGAUUCACUGCUCUUGUAAGGAAUUUGAGUCCUCAGGCUUGCUAUGCAGACAUGCUUUACGCAUAUUCAUUAUAAAGAAUUACUUUCAGCUUCCUGAUAAAUACUAUUUAAGUAGAUGGAGGCGGGAAAGCUCUCUAGGCUUAAGUGAUGGUCAUGGUAUUGAGAGUAACGAUGGGGAUUGGUUUCAUGAAUAUCAACGCCUUACCGAGGCUCUUUUUGCAGAAUCUUCCAUUACUAAGGAACGCAGUGAGCAUGUCCGUAGGGAACUGAUGAAAGAGAUCACAAGGCUUCUUAACGAGAUUAGGAGAAUGCCCGAGAGUGAUGGGGUCGCAGCUAUGGAUUUGACUGAAUCACUAAAUGGCUAAUGCUUCUGGAAAGGGAUUGUUACGAAUUUGACAUUCUCCCAACUGAUUGUUCUUACAUUAGAGAUUGCUGGGCAUGAUUUUUAUAUCUGACAUUCAUCCAUAGUUGUCUGCAACAAUACCUCAUAUUGAGAAAAAACAAAAUGGCAGAAGAUGGUGAUAGAUGAAGUACGUUGAAUUCAUCUGUGUCGAUAUUUUGCACAUGAUGUAUUAUUAAGGACGGAAGAGAACUGCAUGCCUGGAAUUGUAAUGGUUGCACAAGCUGUCGAGUCAUUUUUGUGUACUGUAGAUAAGAAUGCGCCAGCCUGGUGGCUAGAGAGUAUCUAAGAGAUGUAAAGUUAUCAUUCGAGCCAGUCCAGCACUAUACAUUAUCACUAGCAUCUGGAAAAUUCAGCAUGCGUGAUUUUGAUUCAUAGAUGAAUGAUUCAUAUCAAUCUCUGAACGAACGGCUCUCCUAAUAGCAUGUACCUACAGUGACCAACCUUGGCUGCUUGCUUUAUAAAACUUGAACUGAAUGUUUUGAUCAUAGUUAGAUGAAUUGAGCAUCAUUCUUUCUUGAAUAUUGUAUGAGUGUUGGAUUGUAGAUAACUUUUUAAAUAUUAAUUUGGGACCUCUGUCAGACAGAUGGAAUUGGUCUGUA